Messenger RNA from Dendronephthya gigantea, 5441 nucleotides. Its product is annotated as doublesex- and mab-3-related transcription factor 3a-like. The coding region runs from base 3278 to 4480 and encodes 400 amino acids. Lineage: Eukaryota; Metazoa; Cnidaria; Anthozoa; Malacalcyonacea; Nephtheidae. Gene Ontology annotation, molecular function: RNA polymerase II cis-regulatory region sequence-specific DNA binding; DNA-binding transcription factor activity, RNA polymerase II-specific. Gene Ontology annotation, cellular component: nucleus. Gene Ontology annotation, biological process: sex differentiation; regulation of transcription by RNA polymerase II. The transcript is spliced from 3 exons. The record is from RefSeq and is a predicted model, not a curated record.
UUGCACAUUUUCUUGCCCUUCGCUGUACAAAUAUUAAGAUAUGUAGCUUACAAUAAAUACAGAUAGAAUUAAUGUACAAAGUGUUCUGUCUAUUUUAAAACAUCAAAAAUUACGCAAACUUGAUUCAUAUAUAGCAGUUCUGAACCUCGGUUCUGGCAUGCCAGGGACGAUUACACAAUGUAUGACUACCUUGCAACAUUGUGUUACCCAGGAUAAGUUGAUACAUCUAGCAGUAAUGCCAGACUGAACACCGAUCCUUGUAUAUUACAGUUAUUAUAUCGCCGUGUUUUGAAAUCGUUUGGACUUAAUUUAGAAGGGGAUCAAUGGCAAAUACCAACAGUAUUGAAGACAUUUGAUCCUAGAUAUGUUAUAUUGUUUACUUUUUAGUAUAAUUUUAAAACAGUAUAUAAAGCAUACAUGCAUUUAACUAUCCUGAUAAGUAAAUUUGAGCUCAUCUAGAGAGAGGAGACUUCAUCUGAUCGUCACAGGAUAAUAUCCAGACGAGCAGAUGAUGCAUUUCUCUUAAACAAGUUUCGACACGAAUUUAUCUGAACAGAUCGAUUCGUGCGACUCCAUAUAAAACCAAAUCAUCAUGGUCGAAUAUAUGCAUGCAAAAUUAAUACGAUUUGUCGGCGUUUCAUGAAAUCGCGUCCAAUUUCAUCACAUGUAUAGUGUUAGCAAUAAUGUCCACCACCGAAAAAUUGGCUGAAAAUUUCUGCUUCUUUAAAGUAACAUGCUAGGAGACUUGCAAACAAAAACAAUAGUCAUAUAGUGUUCGUUAAAAUAGUGUGCAUUAAAGCAUGUCUAUAUAACAUAAAGGCUAUUUGUGACUGAUUCCACAGGGCCCCUUUCAUCUUAAUUGCGUUAUAUGGAAAACAGAUGUUUUAAGUCUAUGGUUUUAAAAGCUGUUGACAUUAAGUCUAGACUAUAUAUUGCAUGCAAUGCUUCUAGCAGAAUAUAAGCAAUAUCUGAAAUACAGUAACAUAAGUGUCUAUGUAAAAAAGUUGACAUGAAUGCAUGCACGAACAGCCUGACGUAUUGUCAUGUAUAUUUGGAGAAGAGCCAUUAGAAUAUAAUACUUUGGUUGUCUAGACAUUAAUGCCUUUUGCACUUCCAAAGCUUUUGCAUAUAUGCAACAUAUAUCAAUCAAAUGGUUGCAUUAGGUAAAAUAUAAAAAUCACAUGAAAAACACAAGUGAAAUUUCCUUUGAGACAAUACCUUCCACCGCUUAGAUGUUGUUUGAUAUCGACACAAGCUUUUUUGAUGAACUAAGUAUUUCACAUGACUCCUGUACCAAAGUCUAAAUUCAUAGCUUAUAAAUGUCUGCGACAGGAGGAAGUCAUCGCAAGUUCUCACCUCAUGAAGACAUGAAAAAAAAGUAAUAAUUUGCGAAAGUGUCGUCUGAAGACUGCAUGGUAUAAGCCUAAAGAUAAAAAUACGAAUAUUGACUUUGUAGGAUUGGUUUCCUUCCAUAGCAUACGUGCUUGAACCAUGCAAAAUUCAUUUUCCGCAUUGCCAUGAUUUGAGAAAGAUUCUUGACUGAUUCUUCACCUGCUUAGGCGCAAGGAAGGUGAAUCAUACAUGCACUUUGGAACAUUCAAUUGCAAUCAACGUUUAUGAUAUAUUAAAGACUCGACUUUGCAGCCCUUUCACAGGACAAGUGUGUUUGCUUGUGCUGAAAUUAAACAAACUAAAAUUUCGUCAUGAAUUUCAUCUUGCAAGCCAAUAUAAUAUAUAAACAUAUUACAUGUGUCGCAUUAAGGCUUAAAUUUUAAAUUUAAAGACCGGCGGAAGAACUUGAGGUAUUUAUAUGCAGUUAUAAAAUCCUUAUAGAAUAGACAAUAUAAUAACUUUAGGGUGAUUUCGAUUUGUGUUUAGUAAAUGUUAUGAAGUCCUGUUAUGGUUCUUCAGCAGUAAUUGCGGCUAAGAUAUUUACCCAGCAUGAGGUGGAUUGUGGUUAGAAACAUUCAUAGGUCCCUGUGUAGGAAUUUAGAUCGUAUUGAAUGAUAAAAAUAAUCAUAUCUAAUCUAUAAUGGUUAUAAUUAAUGAAACAUUGAACAAUGGCGGUCAUCUGGAUGUUGGUAGAAAGACCAAGGGGAAAUAAAUAGAGGCUCACUUUAUAACAUAGCGACUUUAAUGGGAGGAAAAGCAGAAAUAUCCUAUUGUAGUUUGCAUAACAAGUGAAUUAAAAACUUCUAGUGUUAGAAUGUUCUUGCAUUAUAUCAAUUAAACGUCGCGAUAGGCGUCAACAUUUCGCUAGAUUUACAGUCAGUAAGUACUUGGCGAAAGGAUAGGUGUUUAAAAACCUGAAAUAUGAAUCGAACUAAAACUAUUCGGAGGAAAAUAAUUACCCAAGAACAUCCGCAAUAUUUAAGUCACACGAAAAAUGGAUUUUCCCAAGGGCAGGGAAUAUUUCUCUCAAUAACUCAUGGGGGUUCAUCAAACCGAACAUAUAACCCGCAGUCAUUAUUACCCAUAUAUAGUAUGUUUACGGAGUAUUUCCUUAACUUAAGUGCGCAGUUCCGAAAUAAGCUAGACUCUGUCUAUAAAAACACCUUUGUUUUCGCUCGUUAUACCUUUCAUACGAGGCAAUGCAGUUUUUUGCUUCUCCAGGUAUUUUACGGUAAAUUUUUAAAAUAGCACUUUCAAGUCACAAAGGUUGUAUGUACAGUAAUGUUGUAUUGUUAUAAUGCUAUUCGAAAAGGUGAAUUUCUGAUAAGAAUUCAGCCAAUAACGGUCAUAUAACGAUGCUGCGCCGUAUCCGCGCCAAAGGUAUAUGUAUAUAAGGUAUAUUUUAAUGUCGCAGAUGAUGUUUACUUAUUCGUUCAGUUGUGCUUACACAAUUCAUCUUAGUAAUACCAAAUUCUGGGUAUAAUUAUGUUCAUUAGUGCCCACGAGGUCAUGGGAAAAUUUGUGUAGCCAAAUGUAUUGUACAAUAUUACAAUAUUCAAAUACAUUCAAAUUUAUGUGGGAAUAUUUGGCGCGUCCCUCCUUAAUCUUUUGGAAGCGUACCUAAUAGCUCGCAGCAAAAAAUAACACAAACAAACAGUGCCACGUCUUAGAAAAGAUGGUUCGAGCAAUACAUUUUAGUGGGGGGCAAAAACGCAAUUAUAAAUAGCGAGUUAUAUUCUUGUUAUCCCCCCCACUGAACCAUUAACAAUACAAUAAUUGGCGAAAUGUUCUACUGCAUUCUGCUGUUAUAUUGACCGUCCAAAGUGAUUUGAGGGCAACUGACUUCGAACGUUAUAUAAAGUGCUUCAGUGAUCUGUCUUUUAACAUGAUGAGCUAUCAUUCUCAAGGCAUUCGUGUGUUAAGUAUGAAUAACGAUACAAAGGAAAAUGACGACAGCGGUCCACCGUCGCCUAGCGACCCCGCAUACCAUCGUACGCCGAAGUGUGCCCGAUGUCGUAACCAUGGCGCCGUGGCGUGGCUCAAAGGACACAAACCUUAUUGCAGAUGGAAGGAUUGUACUUGCUCAAAGUGUUUACUGGUUGCUGAGCGACAGCGAAUCACAGCCGCGCGUGUAGCCUUAUUGCGUCAGCAGCGAAAAAACCGUGCAAGGAAGACUUCGGGUGAAAUGGGGUACCGCAUGGAUAAUCAAGACUAUGAAAGACAAACGGUUCUUCAAAGACAUCCGUACAUUGUCUCUCCCAGUGCAGCCUUAACCAGCACAAAUGCGAGUAAUUCUCCAGAACGCGAGGAACCCACGUCAUCGGAUGACAAAAUAAACGACUACGUCGAAGCUAUGCCCAGUCCCACGAACGAGCCCGUGAUAAAACAGGAAAAACCAGAUCACGAUGACCUGGAACAGAGCAGUUAUUUGGAGCACGUCAGAGGUCGGCUGUGCCCGUCGCCGAACGGAAAACGUCCGAGAAGCGAAGACUCCGGAGUAUGUCUAAGCCCCACAAGCCUCGCCAGGAUGUCCGAAGCGAACGGUUUAAACUCGCCAAACAAACGGAUACGACCGGAUCCGAUGACAGUUUUAUGUAAAUCCUUCCCGACACACAACAGGAACGUUCUCGAGACGAUAUACCGGGGAUGUGGCCGCAACGUUGUUCAGGCUAUCGAGUUCAUUCUUGAGAACCAACCCCCGUGUCCCCCUCUACCCAUGAUAACAGGACCACCUUCAAAUUUCCUCGCCGACUCACGGAGGGAGAAUCUCCUAUCGGCGUUUCGCCCUCCUGAAACGGUCCGAUCUGAACAAGAUUCCGAAAGCGUUCCUAGAAGACCUGAACUACCUCAUACAACCUUUUAUCUCACCCCAAGAGAUAGAAUGGCACCGAACAUCCAGCUAACAUCUAGGGUGUACCCGGUCGAUCCCAGCCCUCUACCACUCACACGUCCCCGAGACACAGCAAGCCCAAGUGAUGAUGAAGAGAACGAAGAGGAAUCCCAGAAAUAUUGCACAAACUGCGGACGAAAAAUCCAACUCAUUGACAAUUUUUGCGGUUCCUGUGGUCACAGGUUAUGCAGACCCUAAGACUGGGGGCUAAGGUUAUGCCAUCUUUUUCACUAUUCCGAUGUAUGUAAUUUACGGGUAUUUCCGAAAAGGCUUCUAGGUGCUAUAUCGUCUUUUGACGGAUGUUAACGGGUAAAUGCGAGUCGCCAAAAUCAUAGCUCUUUUAGACUUUUACUUAUUUUGCUCGUUCACAUCUGUCAGAAGAAGAUUGCUCCUAAAAUAUUUGCAAUAAUUUCAAAUGUUAAACAGGCCUUGAAUUGGAUAAAUUGUCUUCCAAUUCACAUUUUUGCAAAGUACUAUUGGUCUCAUAAUGUAGGCAUAAAAGUUGAUAAUAUAGACAAUACAAUAUCUACAAUAUUUGACCAAUAUGAGAUGCACUACUGAUUCUGAAAAUAGUUAAAAUACAUUUAUGUUGUUUUGUAAAUGUUGUGAAAUAUAACUUAGGAGAGCCAGCAUUUUAGUGCAAUACAACAUAAAUCUUUAAUAAGAUUAGGUUAAAAAGUAGUCUUUUUCAACUGUAAUAUCAUAAUAUUAUCAAUUUCCCAUAACUUAUGUCUUGCAAGUAUUGUCCAUUAAAUAUAAUACUAGAUUGUAGUGUAUUGGCCACAUGACAUAAAUAUGAGAAAAUGUAAAUAUUAUAACUACUGUUGAGUCUUGCCAUAUUUGAAAAACUUAGUGGAUUUAGUAUUUAUUAUAAGGAUAUAAGUCAUUGGUCAAUAAGUCAACCUUAUAUAUCAAAUUAUAGAGAACUUGAUUUCACAAAUGACCAACUUUGACUUGCGUAUGCAUAUAACUGGAUUUGCAAGAUAAUUACUGUAGUUGACUUCUCAAAAGAUUCAUUAAUAUACAAAUUUAUAUAUUUUUAAUGUAUUAGAAUUUAAGGUAUUUUAAAACAUAGUUAGGGGGUUAUUUAGAUUUGAAAUAUAAUUUCAUAUUAUUGUAUUAUAAUCUUUUUCACCACAGGAAUGCUGUAGAGUUAUUU